This is a messenger RNA of Spathaspora passalidarum NRRL Y-27907, 1169 nucleotides long. RefSeq lists its product as uncharacterized. The record is from RefSeq and is a predicted model, not a curated record. Gene Ontology annotation, biological process: retrograde transport, endosome to Golgi; phospholipid translocation. Bases 77 to 1078 code for a protein of 333 amino acids. Lineage: Eukaryota; Fungi; Ascomycota; Pichiomycetes; Serinales; Debaryomycetaceae. The transcript has a single exon. Gene Ontology annotation, cellular component: trans-Golgi network; endosome.
CUAGUAUAUUAUUAAAACCCGAUCAGCUUUAGCCACUCACACAUGAAUACCCAGCAAUAUCAAACUAUAUAGAAACAUGCCUUUUCUUCCUGAUGAUUAUCUCCCCUAUUUGGAAUACCUACCCGACUUGCAAAAAUGUGCCAACAUAUUCAUGACAUUCACGCCGCUAUUCAGUUAUGGACUGACAUGUUACUCUAUCCACCGGACUAAGUCUUCGCUGGGUUUCUCCCUCGAUAUAUGUUGUACCAUGUUAAUGGCAUCGAUUCUUCGUGUGUAUUAUUAUAUGUGUUCUCCGUUUGAGAUCACUCUCUUGCGACAAUCAAUAGUGAUGAUUUUCAUUCAAUGCAUAUUAUUGAAAGUCGGGCUAAAGUAUCGUAGUCAAGGAUACGACCCUGAUUUCCUCACGCCUAUGCCGGUAUUUCAACUAGAAUUAACAUCGCGGGUUCCACGAAGGAUGUCAAGUGCCCAUGCUAUGAAACAUGAAACAUACUGGAUGGGCGACUGGUUGAGUUCAGUGAAGUUAAUCAUGAGGGAUUGUUACAAGUUUACUCAAGGUUAUUUAUCUGUGUUAUUUAUCCUGGCUCUUCGGUUCUUUGAUGUUUAUUUCCAAAGACCGGGUCAUUUCUGGCAAUGGAAACAUGAGAAGCCAUAUUGGGUAUUUGUUGUGUCGUUCAUGGGGUUUUUUGCAACUUGUACCUUGUUCUUGCAUUCAAACACGACAUACGCUAGCACCAUCGGUAUUCUCGGGUUGUUUAUAGAGAGUUUAUUACCGCUUCCCCAGAUAUUGUUGUUGAACAGGCUAAAACUGGUGGAGAACUUUAAAGUGAUUCUUUUGUUGAGUUGGUUAGGUGGUGAUUGUAUCAAGAUUUCCUAUUUACUCUAUGGAACAAACGAUAUUUCAAUAAUCUUUAUACUUGCUGGUUUGUUUCAAAUGAGUUUGGAUAUAUACAUUGCGACACAGUAUAUCCAAUUUAAAUAUGGUAAACACGAACAAGACAUACCCUUGCAAGAUAGGCUGAUUGAUGAUAUUGUUUUUUCCAUGUUGGAAGAGCAGAAAUCGCCUACUGACACUACAUAAGUUUAACAUACUACUACUACUACCCAAAAAACUAUUAAUGAGCUACAUUGUAUAUAUUAUAAAACAUACAUACACUUUAUAGAUUAAUUUU